Molecule: messenger RNA, 1202 nt
Organism: Owenia fusiformis
Lineage: Eukaryota; Metazoa; Annelida; Polychaeta; Sabellida; Oweniidae
Source: the annotation of a GenBank genome assembly
GACGUUUUUCACAAGUGCCUGAAUUUUCGGUUUUCUUUUCGAAAAAUAUAUAUUUGACAUGUUCACUGGUAUAUGGGACUCAAACCACUUUUAUGAUUAAAACGUGCAGAUGAUGAUUUUGAUAUGUAGCAGAAACUGACAGUUCCAGCAGAGACUAACAAGCUAAGCUGGUGUUUGACUGAAAUGGGAACCAAUAUGACAUGUGUUAAGAAGGACCCUAAAGUAGCAGUUGAAGACCUAGAGAAUGUCUACCAUGAAAAACAAGUGAAAGAAUUAUGUGCACUACACACCCUUAAUAAUCUUAUGCAGGAGAAAAUCUUCUCAAAGGUGCAGCUUGAUGAACUUUGCCACAAAUUAUCCCCAGAGAAUUGGAUCAAUCCUCACCGUAGUGUUCUUGGGUUUGGUAAUUAUGAUAUCAAUGUCAUUAUGGCUGCUCUUCAAACCCAAGGUCUUGAAACCAUCUGGUUUGACAAAAGAAAGGAUGUGAAUACACUGAGACUGGACAACAUUCGAGGUUUCAUCCUAAAUAUCCCCACAGAAUACAAGUGGGGCUUCAUAACUCUACCUAUACAUAGGAAACACUGGAUUAGCAUCUGUCAAAUAAAUAACAAAUACUUUAAUCUUGAUUCAAAAUUGGAUAACCCUGAGAAGAUUGGCCAAGCCAAAGAAUUGAGAGCCUUCCUCACAAAAGCCCUGGGCAGUAAGGAUAAGGAGUUAUUUGUAGUUAUAACCGAGGAAGUAGCUCAAGGCGGAAUCUGGCGUCAGGAACGAGUUUCAAAUUCAAAUUCCCGGGAGACGAUAAAAUCAACUAGUUGUUCUAGUUUGAAAAAAGCACAAAUUAAACUGAACCAGAGUUUUUCGGCUGAUAAUUUAAAACUUAACUCCUCUAAAACUGGCAGGAUUAAAUCUGGAGAAACUAAAAGUGAUAAAAUGAAGCAGCAUAAUAGUGAUUUCAAUAUAGAGGGGCAAUGUGCAAGUACUAGUCAAACAUAUACAACAAAUCACCAUAGUGAUGAGAUACAAAAGGGGACAAGCCCAGUUAGCCCACUAGCAAGUACUGAAAUUGCCCAUUCAAAUAAUGUCUCUAAUGAAGAUAGAGCUAAGAGAGGAGACACACAGGAUUUAGUUGACAGUGACAUCAUGGUAGAAAAUAUGGUGUGACAAAAAUAAGUUGUGAGAAAAAGUGAUGUACAUGUUGUCUU